CUGUAGAAUUUUUGUACCUACCUUUUUUAUGUAACCAUAUAAAAGUAGUGCAAGUUAUAACCGUGACAGUGAAAACUGUUUGGGACAUUAAAGGUCAUAUCAGAAAGGCUAUUUAUUGACAGAAUAUGUAUGUGUGCUUAGCGGGUGAGUUGUCAUGGAAUUCAGAGUCUUCUCAUGUUCACUGACAUUUUGAUCACGUCUGUCACGCUGACUUGAUCCUUACGAUGUCGUGCCAGCGAUGACUCACGGUUUGGUCGAGUGGUCUUGAGGAGAGGGAGGGGUCGAGCUGGUUGGCAGGCAGGCUCGUAGUGAAAAACCCUCUGUCCACAGUGUGUUCAGCUCGUCACAGAGCCGCCUGUCUUUUCCCGUCUGCUCGCUCCGAAGGGGCGGGGCUUCUCAGCAUCCAUCGUUUCUGCGGUCCACGAUGCACAUUCUUGCUCUUUUGCUCUGAAAGGAUGGUUUGUAUACGCUGCAACAUGAGCCCACACUCUCGAGUGUGCACGCACACAUUCUUCACUUAUUACCACGUCUCGUUUUGCUUAUCGAGCAUCAUGGUGUCUGUAACUUUGUAAGUGUCCCCCGGAGACGAAUGCUUUCAGGGGGAUUAAGUUUGAUUUGAACAACGUUGUUGGUCAGUUCAUUUCGAUUGGUUGGGAAGGUUGUAAAAGAGGUGGUGGAAUUCGGUAAAGGUUAUAAGCUUUGGGAGUAUAACAUUGCCUGAGAACCUUCUUUUUUUGGGUGAUAACAAAGGCAUCGAUUCAGAAUUGAUUAGUGAGUAGAUUUGUUUAUUUUUUACAGUUAGAUUUGCUUUUAAGACUACAUUUAUUUUUGGCUAUGCUUACAUUAAUGCGGAUGAAUUUCAAAACUGACACAAAUUCUGUGUUUCGGCCCUCCGUCCGCAUACCUUAAAGAAAUGACUUAGAAACUUGCAUACUUUAAAAAUACGUUUUCACCUUGACUUUUAUUUUUGCGUGAAAUCAUGUGUCCUCAUUGCACAUGAUAAUAACAUUGUACCAUAUAAGUGGUUUAGUAAACUUCGUAUUGUUGACAUAUCAUACUUACAAUUUUACUGCCCAGCCCGAGUUUUGCUAAAUAUCAUUAAUUUGUGUGUGAAUUUUCAGCGUAAUGGAAAUGUCAUUCAUUGGAGGUAGUGUUAUGUCUUUUCUAAAGAGCGAUAAGAAAGCUGUUCCAUUCAGUUGUCAAGCAUUGUGUUAGCAGGCUGUGGGUUUGAUACCCAGGGCGUAUAUCUUGAAUGCAAUGCAAGCCACUUUGCAUCACCCAAGCGCAUAAAAUGUUAAUAUAAGACCAAACACUGCCAGUGUGAUGUGUUUGUUAUCUGCAGGCCUGUCGCCGGUUGUUUACUUUCAACAUCCUUUGCAGUCGCUAUUUACCAGAUGUGGCUUACAGUGGAGUCAUUUCCUGGACCCCUGGAGUCUCCGAGAUCCCCAACACCCACUACAGUUCUAGCACAUCUCUCUCAUCUGGGUAUAAAGAUGGGUGAAGGGAGGAGUGUACUUGCCUGAAUUCUGCAGGAUGUGUUCGGUCUGAAAUCACAGCCUAGUCACUAAUUACGGCCUUUUGGGGGAUAUAAAGUAACAGCAGCUGUGAUGACCCACAUUUGAUUCGUAUCCCAAACUGUUACACACAAGGAUCUUGCACAAGAGCUGUGCUGGUUUGAAACGCCUACUGAGAGGGUGGGGCGACUUAUGGAAAAAGUGAGUUUUUUUUAUUGGGCACAAAUAGGAUUUGGAACUUUGGGAUAAACAACAGGCGAUACCACAGUUCCCUGACACCAGCUUUUGUCCGAUGUUCUGUAUUUAGAUAUCCAUUCAGACUCUCACAUAGGACAUUCAUUUAUCAGUUUUAAUAGAUAAGUGUCCCUGUGCUGUCGCUCUUUGCUCUCUGCGUCCAACACGGCAAUUCAUGGAAUUUGUGUUCCACUGUAGGGGUUAGAUGAUGUAUGCAUGACAUCAUUUUGUAUGAUAUCAUAUGAUAAAGCAGGGGCGUUGGGAACGCUUCAGGGUAACUUACGGAACUGUACACUAUGUAGGGAAAUACAUGUUGUUGCCAAAGUGAGUUUUGAUUGGAUAGUCAUUGAAUUCUUAAGUAAACACCCUAGCCUUGACCUGACGUGGCUGAGUUUAAAUUUGGGUCAGAAAGACCCUUGUGAUCCAGACAGCCGAGUACAGACAAGGCUUCCAGGCUCCAGCGUUUGUUUUAACACCCGGUUUAAUGUCACUAUUCCGCUGUCUCAGAAUAGCACUCCAUAAUCACAAGCAUAGAUAGUGAACAAGACCUUGUCCUUGUACAACAGCACGGGAGAGAUUGGUCAGUCAUGAUAAGCAACAAAAUACGCAUUUGAAAUGUUAUUUUUUACGAUGGCGAAUAUGCUGGCCUGUCUCAAUUCUACGAUAACUCUUGUCACGAGUGGCAGGCUUUCCAAAAGUAAAUUGUUUUCCAGCAGCUAAUAUCAGUGAGUCAGAUCCAGAUGGUGGGUGAAGAACAAGGUCCAGCCACGGUGUGAUCUUUGGCCCCUGUGUGUUUGUUGGUUUUGCGCCGUCUCUCGUGGGUCUGUCCACACAUCUGUUUUGUUGCUUAAAGUGUUGCGUCAUCCAGAACUACGUCCACAAAACAGACUUCCUCCAUCUUCACACAAACUCAUGAGACACACUUUCACAGUUCCCCGGAGGGUUAACUUAUAGGCUUCUGUCAGAAUUCCACCGGAUGCCCAGCGCCACCCCCGGAGUCUCUGUCAUUACCAGGUGAUCGGAUCUCUCUAGACCCAGCCUGCAAAAUGACUGGGACUCUCCAGCUGGUUUAAAACUCGCCGAGAGUCAAAUUGCAGUUCCCUACCCCCAGCUAAAACCAAAUCAUGAGCCACUCCAAACUAAGGACAAUGAAGCCUUCUUUACUGAAAUCCACCCACCAGGAGCACCAGUUGGAUGCAGGCAAUCUUAUGUUGAUGCAUCAUCAUUUAUCACAUUUUACAAUCUCUUUCAUACGUUUCAUUUUGAUCUGCUUUUCACCAGACCAGUUAGGUCUAGAGGCGGGGCUUCAGUAUUGCUUUUUUCUAAUAGUCAUAUGUUUUUAUACCACUCCCAUCAUACAAAUUCAUACAUAUUAGCCAUCUAGUAAUAUAGUUAAGUGUUCAGAGAUUGUAGAGAACGAGGCGCUUUGAAGCUAUCUUUUUCUGUCCUUUAGCCUUUGUCAACCUCGCGUCAAUCCUCGACAUCCCUCUCAUAGUGAACAGUCUCUCAUAUUCCUCUUCAAGAGCAGUCAACACCCGACAAUUUACAGGAAUCGGACUCAACUUGGACUCAACUGUCAAACGUAUAAUUACAGAUCAGCCCAACAUUAUAAUAGUUAUGCAGCGCUAGAUAGUCACAAUCUCACUAUAGGAUUGACUUCAAGCGUAUCUAGAAGAUCUGGCACGUUUAGUCCCACAUCUUAUGCUUUCACCCGCUUCUGACCUGCUUUGAACUGCUGUUACACUCGGUGGCGUUCACUCUGGCGUUGGAAUUGCUGAUGUAUGUUAUUCAAAUGUUUUUAUUAUGGGAUAACUGAAAACGUUUGUCAUUUGUUUAAUCUGGAAAGUUUAGUGUUUGGGCAAAUGUGGAGUGCUUAGAAGUUCAGAUGAGGACUCUUGCAAGCACUGUUUACAUGGCCACAUUCUAGUCUGCUGUGAUUUCUUUUUUUGUAUGUGUUGGGGUGGAGGGCAGACUGUAUGAGUACCUGGAUGCUUUUUAUUGGUUCAGCCGUUUUGGCAUGGCUCUGUGUGAGAUGCGAUUGGAUGACCUGGAGAGUGGAAAAUAUGGGGCAAGACAUUCCAAACAGAUUUCAUCAGUCCUGACAGACAUACAGUACUUCGCUUAGCUUUGUCUUUCUGUAUUUUUAUCCGUCAUUUCUCUGGUUCAAACGUGUGUAUGCUAGGCUCUGUUUUCUCUCCUUCUGUCUCUCUCUCUCUCUCUGUCUGUUUUUGACUUGGCAGACCCGUGGAUGUGAGUCCGUCUGUAAUUCAACCCAGAUGUUGGCCUCUCUCCAUUUUAUGUCUGACUCCGCCUCCUUCCUUCCAGUUUCCUCUAGUGUUUGACCUGUAUUUUUGCCUUUCUAUUUUUUUGUUCAUGUAAUCCUCUUCUUCCCUUUCUUUGUUUUUCCAUUCAUAUUGUUGUGCCAUCUUUGGUGGAAGUGUCGUCUUAGUUGUUGUUUUCUUGACUAUUCUACCCUUAAAGUUUUCCUUUUAAAUCGGACCUUUUUUAAUUUACCAAUGUGUUUACGUGCUCAAUAUCACCAAUUGACUUAUUUGUUUAGUAUUAUAGAACAAUGCUGAAAAAUACUAGGCCAAUACUGUAUGUUUAAUUGGGUAUUAUUUUUCCAUUGAGCAUCAUAUCCUGUUGUAUAUCUUAUAAUCUGUCUUUCUUGGUUCAAUUGAACCCAAGAGAACUGCGUAAUAUUGUGUCAUACAUGACUGUGUAUCAUAUGAACAGAUGCAUUUUCAGUCUAGAAAGCACACUGACUCUCUUUUCGUGGAUGAGCUGUCUGUACUGUGACUCAUUCAUGCAGAUGGAAACAAGUCUGUUGUGCACAAACCUCCUCCAGAUGCAUUUUACCAGUACUUUGACUUAUUAUCCUAUAGCGCCGUAUUAAAGCCUCUUGAUUCGAGAUGAAACAUUUCACACAUCACAUUUUCUCUUCAAUAGAUGUUCUGGCUGGGUUCAGUACAGGUUUAAAAGAUGUACAAUGCAUUAAGAGUAUCUACGUACAAUUUCAAAAAGUGUUUAAAUUGAUCUCACAUUCUUUUUAACAGCAAGCUUUACAUGUACCAUGGGAUUAUAAACACAUCUGUUGUCCAGUGUACUUAAAGAUUUUGCACACAGAGUGGGCCAAAGUUUUGUCUAAUUGUCUAAAAUUGCUUCGACAUGUCCUAACCUGUUUGAGAAGAGGGACACGGUUUUUAGGUGAGGUAAGAAUCCUGGGUUAGGAAUGCCAAGGAGAAGGGAGGAGGCUGUCUGGGCCUGAAUCAUCAAACCCUCUCACCACAGCCAGAGAUUGAAGGAUAGGCAUUAACCAUAUGACGGAAGAAGUUUGCUGUGAUGUUUUGUCUACUCUUCAAGGCUAUGAGAUCUGAUCUUUAAAGAAAUGUGGGCACUCCAACAGCGUUUAUGGUCUGCAGUUAAGCACUUUACCGAGCUCCUGGAUGAUCUGUCCCAGGAGGCUCUGCUGGGGCAGCUGCUGAGCGACCCGUUCCUGUCUGGACGCGGUGAUGUUAUGGACACGGAGGAGGGACUGAUCCCCGCCUCUCCGGUGCCGCCGCACAUCCAGGCCGAGCACAGUUACUCACUGUGCGGAGACUCACGCCCGCAGUCUCCCCUUUCACAUCUGCCUGGUGAACCUGGAAGUGACGGGGGUGAUUCAGACAAUGAAGAUUGGCCCAUGGAGCAGGAUGAUAAGGGGCUUAAGAUGGAACCUCUGCUGUGUGAUCCGCCCGCCCUGCUGCCCACACUGACUCUCACCCUGACCCCUGAGGGCACGACCCCUGAGCCCGACACCACAAGCGGUGACUCCACCCUCACGCUGACCCUUCCUCAGGCUACACAGAUUAAACCUCUCAAUGUAAAGGUGGAGACUAAGAGUUUCGGUCCUCAGAUUAAACUGGAGCCACAUGAGGUGGAUCAGUUCUUGAACCUCUCACCCAAAGGACUGGAGUCUUUGCAGAUGCCCCCCACUCCCCCCAGCUCUCACGGCAGUGAUUCAGAAGGAAGCCAGAGUCCUGUACACCCCUGCGCACCCGCCAGCCCGACACUGACCCCCGCUGUCCUCAAGGUGGCGCCAAGAGCCCCCUCUUCUCUCUCCAGCUCUCCUCUGCUAACAGCACCACACAAGCUACAGGGUUCAGGUCCCCUCCUGCUGACCGAAGAGGAGAAGCGCACUCUCAUCGCUGAAGGAUACCCGGUGCCCACCAAACUGCCCCUGUCCAAGUCUGAAGAGAAAGCCUUGAAGAAGAUUCGCAGAAAGAUCAAGAACAAGAUUUCAGCUCAGGAGAGCCGCAGAAAAAAGAAAGAGUACAUGGAUGCUCUAGAGAAAAAGGUGGAGACAUGCUCCACUGAGAACAGUGAACUACGCAGAAAAGUCGAGACACUUGAGUGCACCAACAAGUCCCUGUUGCAACAGCUGCAGUCGCUGCAGGCGGUGGUUGCAGGAAAGGUCCCGCGGUCCUGCAGGAUGACGGGCACCCAGACCUCCACAUGCCUCAUGGUAGUGGUGUUGUGUUUCUCUCUGUUCUUGGGGAGUUUCUAUCAAGGCCUGGGUCCCUGUUCUUCAAUCACCAAAACAGACCUGGCCAGAGACAUUUCCAUACAUGAGACAUACACUACUACAGUGAAGUCCCGCAACCUGUUGGCCUUUAAGGAGCACGGGGGGCUGGACGACCCCCAUUUCAUCGGCCUGGGAGGAGAAUAUCCUGAACGGGAUGGGCAGGUUGACGUCAUGGCAACUUGGCGUUUGGAACAGCAGCGCAAACAGGAACAGGCGGACCUGCGUGAGACAGAGCCACACCCACAUUUAAUAAAGACCAACGAAACGCAUGAGCACAACGCGUUUCUCAUAGACCUGCACGCACACAGGUCGGACAAAUAGUCAAAUGAGACCGCAAAAGUCAUACAGUUGGAGAGGACGGUCAAUGAGACAUCCUGAGGUUUGGCUGGCCCCCUCUCUCUUCCCCUCCCACCCCAUGUCCCGUAUCCCCCUCUCUCUCUCCCUGCAGUGGCGGGGCGAUAGGCUCUGUAUUUAUAGAUAUACUUUAAGUAUUGGUUUACUUAACUGAGUUCUCCUUUUUUUAAGAUAAAAACAAAAAUGUAUUUUUUAUUCCAUUCCAGCAGUAUAUGUAAUUUUGUUACUUUAUGCACACUGUUCUGCUUUAUUUUCUGUUUUUUUACAUGCUUUACAUUUUAUUUUCAUGCAUUUAAUUUACAUGCUUUAAAUUUGUUUUAAUGCAUGUAACUUGGUUUUCUUUAUUUUUUGCCUAUUAGCCCCAUGCUAUGGAGAACAUGUGUAGUAAUAUAUUGGAAUUAUUAUAGUUUUCGCAUUACACAUUGAAUGACUCGGGCUGUGGGGCUGGAUUUAUGGUAUUAUGUAGCAUGUCUCAUUCAUCCAAAGAUUUAAUGCAAAGAUUCCUAACUGAAACAAAAGAAAAUCUGAAAGAUUCUGUUAAAAAAAGAUAACAUACCAAACAACAUAUUUACAGUUUGAACAUGGGAACUUUCCAAAGCAUUUAAAAAUGUUUUCUAAAUGUGUCAUCUGUCUUUUGUGAUUUGUAAAUAUUUGUCAUAUCCUCUGUCGUAUUGUUGGGAAUAGAAAUUAAUUCAUCUACUUUUUGUUAACGGAGGGUAAUAAAGAGAAAUGACAUGGACAUGACAUGACAGGAUGGAGUCUCCGACCCUGGAACACACGAUCCAUAGUCCCUCAUAUGAAGUUGCCUUCUUUUAUUUGGUUUAAGGUCUAUAAAGGACAGAUGGCGCUUUUUGUCCUUGGCUGGCCACCAUCCAAACCGUCUCUGCUCUCUUCUGUGGACAAUAGAAGCUCGCUGACCAGUCUAUAGCGUUCUUUUGCCCAGAUUUGAAUGGUUUUGAUACCCGUAGUUAAGAGAUAUGUGUCAUGGGCCUUUGAGCGGGCAUGUGAUGAACUUGCACUGUGUCCCUAUGAAAUAUAUCUGUUAUUUAUUAUUUUUAGCAUGCCUGCAACCCUUUUUAUCCUGGAGAUGAGCAUUGUGAAGAUUUCUUCCCAUGUGAUGUAUUCAGACGUUUGAAUUGCAUUGGAAAAUGUGAUGCAGAGAUAAUUUUGUAUACGAGUUUGGUGUGCAACUUCUGUAUUUGUUGUGGCCUAAUAUAUGAGUGAUAUAUUAAUCUUCUCACUCUUAUAAAAUGCCCACCGAUUGUCCUAUGCACCUCUACAUUUUCAUUGUAUCACAAUUCAAUUUUAUGCUCUUUAAAAAUCACUCUUGCCUUGUCCUGUUUUCUGCAAAGCAAAUAAAUAUUUUCCUUAGUAAAAGCAUUUUAAA
This is a messenger RNA of Triplophysa rosa, 8053 nucleotides long. RefSeq names its product cAMP responsive element binding protein 3-like 2 (gene creb3l2). NCBI's taxonomy places the organism in Eukaryota, Metazoa, Chordata, Actinopteri, Cypriniformes, Nemacheilidae. The record is from RefSeq and is a predicted model, not a curated record. The coding region runs from base 5137 to 6633 and encodes 498 amino acids. Gene Ontology annotation, molecular function: DNA-binding transcription factor activity, RNA polymerase II-specific; cAMP response element binding. Gene Ontology annotation, biological process: regulation of transcription by RNA polymerase II. The transcript is spliced from 12 exons.